This is a messenger RNA of Annulohypoxylon truncatum, 453 nucleotides long. RefSeq lists its product as uncharacterized. The record is from RefSeq and is a predicted model, not a curated record. The transcript has a single exon. Lineage: Eukaryota; Fungi; Ascomycota; Sordariomycetes; Xylariales; Hypoxylaceae. Bases 107 to 397 code for a protein of 96 amino acids.
GAGUACGUAUGCCAUGCCACUUAACCAGAUUGUCCCACCAAACCCUACGUGGACACGACUUGCCACACUCAAACUCUCUGGGUUCUCCUGUGAACGGUAAGAAUUGAUGAAGUUUCUUCUGUGCCACCAAGCGCCCCUUAGAAGACUAUACCUAAGGAACGUGUCUCUAAAGAACAUUUCAUGGGUCCCUCUACUUGCCCAGAUUCGAAAAGAGCUAUACCUGACAGGCCCAUGUAUUUGUGGAACACUUAUGGGUCGUUCUGAGAAGGAUGACAGGCUGUUCUACUAUUGCAAGAAGCGUAGACAUUCUAAGAUGAAUAGGUACAUUGAGCGGGGCGGGAAAGCCUAUCCUGACAUGACGGUCUGCCCGCUCAAGGAGAGGAAUGAGACCAAAUGAUGAAACGGAGUGUGAUGAUUGUGGCAGGAUGUGCGGACUGUACUGCUGCACUGUCC